Messenger RNA from Boeremia exigua, 1837 nucleotides. Its product is annotated as extracellular mutant protein 11-domain-containing protein. Gene Ontology annotation, cellular component: RNA polymerase I core factor complex. NCBI's taxonomy places the organism in Eukaryota, Fungi, Ascomycota, Dothideomycetes, Pleosporales, Didymellaceae. Gene Ontology annotation, molecular function: TBP-class protein binding; RNA polymerase I core promoter sequence-specific DNA binding. The transcript has a single exon. Gene Ontology annotation, biological process: nucleolar large rRNA transcription by RNA polymerase I. Bases 72 to 1649 code for a protein of 525 amino acids. The record is from RefSeq and is a predicted model, not a curated record.
GACACCAGAACGCAAGACAUCAACCAAGAGCUGCUUUCCGACGCUCGAUCACGCGUCGAUGCUCAGGAGCCAUGUCAGGGUUGCAAAACUUCGUCAGGGGCAACCGCAAUGGUCAAGCUGGUGGUCCUCAAUCUGGACAGCUACCAGUCAACCGUCAGCGAGUAGCAGCAAAUGCCAAAGUUCCCAUGAAACCGCAUAUUGCUCGACCGCCCACGUCACGAGAGCCUGAUGUACACGACGACAUCCUGUCUCAGCCUCCUUCUGUUUCUGCGCAACAGCAGCAAUUGCAACAGGGACCAUCAGGUGAAGGUCGCAAAAGUAAUGCCUGGGACACUGACACUGGAAGCAUCGACACAACAGUCAAUCAGUCGGUUAUUCAAGCCGAAGACAGUCAGCAGCAAGGCUACCGAUCGUUGCCGCCUGCCAGUGAAGAGUCUGGGGAUGGCGAAGACGAAGCGUCAGGGCUAAAGGAUGUUGAUGAAGACGACGUUGAUUUCUCAGAAGAGGUGGAAAAUUACCUGACUGCACAUGAUCUUGGUGAUGCCACCCGAGCAGCGCAGAUGCAUUUCCUACAGACCACCCAGCCGCAGUUAUUUCCCACAAUCGACGGUGAUUCAUAUCCUACAACGACUGAUGGUAACCCCACAGAGUGGGAUGAGCAACAUGAGCAUUUCGCAGACCUUGAUUCGUCACCGCGCCCUUCGGAACCUCGUUUUCAACAAGGCUUCGAUGCUACAAUUCUCAACCAGCAGCCUCUGCAGUCUGCUGCACUCCAUGCACCGCAUGCAAAUCCUGUAUUGCUACCGAAUAACGUUUGGUCGCAUGGCGCGCAAAUUCGUGAACAGCGACGUGCUGACAAUGCUGUACAAGGUCGUGAACAGCCCGUCCAACAUCAAGACCCAGCGCAUGAACCAACAAGUCAGCCACCCACAUACAGCCAGGCCACCGUCCAACAACAGUCGGCUGUGCCUUCGGCCCUACUUGCUCAAUCCGGUUCUAUGGUACAAGUCAAUCCGACUGGCCUUCAGCAACGAUCCUCCAGACUACCUGUAGAGCCAGAGUAUGGCCAUAACCAGGUUCCAAGAAUCGUAGAGCCCGCCCAUGCCUCGAGACACCUUUCGACGACACAUGCUCAGGUAGUACCUGUUGUUCAGCAGCCGGUUCAAUCUGCCCUCGUGGGCGCUCCAGAUUUCCCAGAUACCGACUAUGAUCCAGAAGUUCUUUCCAGAAUGAAUUACGAGCAGCUAGCAAACGAGACCUUUGACACAAACCCACGUAAGGGAGACUCUGAUCUCCCCGGUAACAUACGCGAGAAGCCUCUACCCGAGCGUUUACAGUUUGUGCAGCGGGAGCUCAAUCCCAACGCUCAAUCUGAUUUUUUCAGCGGGCUUUCGACCAGAGAGUGGGAGGAUGCGGGUGACUGGUUCCUCGACCAAUUCAGCGCUAUCAUCAAGAGGACCAGGGAGGCGAGACAGAAAAAGCGGAACAAAGCUCAAGACUUCGAGGAAGAAAUCGAAAAGCAUCAUCAACACGUUGCAAAGAAACAGCGCCUUGUCGAAAGUGCCAUGGCCAAGAUGCAAGCUCAAGGUGAAGGGCUAGUGCCAAAGAGCCCAAGAGCAUCCAAGAGCCCUCAGCCACGAAGGGGGUGAAUUGGUGUUUCCCGGAUAAAACAUUUAUUUUAUACGAAUGCUCAAGGUAUUCGAAGGAUGGACAAACAGUCGCGGGUCAUGAGGCGCAAGAGCGGCGUUACUCUUAGAGAUGCAUGUCUUCAUGUUGCCGCAAGGCUGCAAAUGUUAUAUACCCAUAUCUACGUACCCGAUAAGCAAGCCAAAGAAUA